GCUUCCGUAUUGUCUACUGAGUGUACAAAGAUGGCGGCCCCCAGAGGCGGAAACGUGGACAGCGGAGCUCGGAGCCGGGAGGCUGGGGAUGGGGGAUGGUUUGUGACGCUAGCUCUAGGAGUGUCCCUGCUAAAGUGUCUCCUCAUACCGACCUAUCAUUCUACAGAUUUUGAGGUCCACAGAAACUGGCUGGCGAUCACCCACAGUUUGCCCAUAUCUCGGUGGUACUAUGAGGCAAUUUCUGAAUGGACUCUGGAUUACCCCCCGUUUUUCGCGUGGUUUGAGUACUCUCUGUCCCAUGUGGCUCGCUUUUUUGACCCAGGAAUGCUGAAAGUGGAGAACCUGAACUAUGGCAGCCAGAAUACCAUCCUCUUCCAGAGGUUCUCAGUCAUCUUCACUGAUGUCCUCUUCUUCUAUGCAGCCAAACAGUGCUGCCAGUGCAUUAAUGGUAAAAAAGAUCGGAGAGAUUUGCUUGAGAGACCGUCGUUCAUCCUCGCUGUCCUUCUCCUCUGGAACUUUGGGCUACUCAUAGUAGAUCAUAUUCACUUCCAGUAUAAUGGAUUCCUGUCCGGGAUCAUGCUACUGUCUAUUGCUCGCAUGUUUCAGAAGAGACACCUGGAGAGUGCCCUCCUCUUCGCUGUCCUCCUGAACUUUAAACACAUCUACCUGUACAUCGCACCUGCAUAUGGCAUUUACUUAUUGCGUUCCUACUGCUUCACAACAAAUAAUCCAGAUGGAUCUAUACGCUGGAGAAGCUUCAGCCUUUUGCGCUUUCUUGCUUUGGCCAUCAUAGUUGUGUUUGUUUUUGCCAUUUCAUUUGGACCCUUUAUAUACUUGGGUCAGUCUCCUCAAGUCCUUUCUCGGCUUUUCCCAUUUAAGAGAGGCCUCUGCCAUGCAUACUGGGCUCCGAACUUCUGGGCAUUGUACAAUGGCGCAGACAAAGCCCUGUCUGUUAUCGGUGUUAAGAUGCAGCUGCUGAAUCCGGCUUCAGUUCGCGCAGGAUCGAUGACUGGGGGUUUGGUCCAGGAGUUUGAACACAGCGUCCUUCUAUCUGUCACGCCACUGGCGACAUUGAUCUGCACAUUUAUAUCUAUACUGCCAUCGGUUUUAUGUUUGUGGUUUAAACCCCAAGGACCUCAAGGCUUCUUACGCUGUCUGAUCUGCUGCGCCCUCAGCUCCUUUAUGUUUGGUUGGCACGUACAUGAGAAGGCAAUCCUCCUGUCCAUUUUACCUUUAAGCCUACUGGCAGUCAGCAGUGCAAAGGAUGCUGGGAUAUAUCUGAUUCUGACCACUGUGGGUCACUUCUCAUUGUUUCCUCUUCUCUUCACUCCUCAAGAGCUGCCUAUUAAGAUUCUGCUGAUGGCGAUUUUUACCGUGUUCAGCUUCAGUUCCUUAAAGGCUUUAUUCAGGAAAGAAGGGAAGCUACUGAACUGUGUGGAAGCUUUGUAUGUUUUUGGCCUCGUACCCCUGGGAUUACUGUGUGAGGUCAUUUAUCCCUUGACCCCCUGGCAGCAGCGUCUGCCCUUCAUCCCUCUGCUGCUCACCUCCGUGUACUGCGCCCUGGGCAUCGCCUAUUCUUGGAUCAGACUUUAUAUUUCCUUAUUCUCUGGACCAACGAUGUCUCUCAAGAAACGCCAAUGAAGAACCCUCCGUCCUUACACCGGGUCUGCUGUGGACCAGGAUACACUCAGUAGAGAAUCUUAUUUUUAUACCACACCAAAUGUAAAAGCACUUUUUUUUUCUUUUUUUUCUUUUGUAUAUAAAAACUU
Messenger RNA from Hyla sarda, 1769 nucleotides. RefSeq names its product ALG8 alpha-1,3-glucosyltransferase (gene ALG8). The transcript is spliced from 13 exons. The record is from RefSeq and is a predicted model, not a curated record. Gene Ontology annotation, molecular function: dolichyl pyrophosphate Glc1Man9GlcNAc2 alpha-1,3-glucosyltransferase activity. Gene Ontology annotation, cellular component: endoplasmic reticulum membrane. Bases 31 to 1641 code for a protein of 536 amino acids. Gene Ontology annotation, biological process: protein N-linked glycosylation. Lineage: Eukaryota; Metazoa; Chordata; Amphibia; Anura; Hylidae.